Plasmodium gonderi is the source of this 636-nucleotide messenger RNA. RefSeq lists its product as hypothetical. The transcript is spliced from 2 exons. The coding region runs from base 1 to 636 and encodes 211 amino acids. The record is from RefSeq and is a predicted model, not a curated record. Gene Ontology annotation, biological process: rRNA processing. Lineage: Eukaryota; Apicomplexa; Aconoidasida; Haemosporida; Plasmodiidae.
AUGUACCUAUAUAUAUUUUUUUUUCUUCUUACCCUUGCUGAAAGAAAUCAUACACUCAACAUUAGAAAGACAAUUCAUGCUUUAAAUUACGUUCGUUUUAGCAAUGAUAAUAUAUCAAGUAAAAACCGAAGUUUGACUUAUUUGAAUAACAAAAAUUCUAGUCGUCAUGAUAUAUACAGAAAAAGAUUUGAAAGAGAAAUCAAAGAGACACUACAAUCUAUUUUGUACAAAAAAGGAAUUAAAAUAAAUUAUAAAUAUCAUAUCGAUGAAGAUAUUAUAGAAGGCAUAGCUAUUCACCAAGUUCAGCUGAACAGUGAUUGUUCUAUUGCAAAAGUUUUUAUCGAAAUAAUGGGAGACUCAAUAGAUUCCAGACAGGGCUAUAUCUGGAUGAAGAAAAACUGCAAACGAAUUCGGUACAUGUUGGCCCAAGCAAUUAAGCAUCGGAAAAAGGUUCCAUAUCUAAAUUUUAUCCAAAGUAGUUUAAGUGAGCAAACUCAACUGCUGUGUGAAAUGGAAAACAUACGGGAGUAUUAUGUGGACUUGUUUAAGGAGGAAAAGGAAAUUUUUGAAUCAAAUGAGGAAACAAAUGGGGAAGAGAGCUGGAUACAAAAUGAAGAAUUGGGAAACGAACAAUAG